AUGGGCGGAAUGACACUCAUAGCAUUGGUAUCAAUGUGGUUUUAUAUUCAACCAUCAGAAUAUGAUUCGUCGGAAGACCCGGACGAAUCCAGAAAGCUGAAGGGUUCAAGGACUAAAAAUGACCUAUUUACCGCAUUCCGGCAGAAAAUUUCUCAUGCAAUGGGAAUAUUGAAGAAUCGUUCGAGAUCACGUUCAAGGACUGCCACAAACGAUAAAAGAGACAAAGUCGAGUCGAAAUUUACCAAUGUCAGAGAUAAGAAAAUUGGUGAUUUUGGUAGGUCUAGUCAACAACAUAACGAAGGAUUGAGAUUUUUGGCUGUCGGAUCCACUUCAAAUGAAACCGUCACAUUUCGCGAAAAAAACAAAUGCUUUAUUAUAGGAACGUGUGGCGAUAGUAAUAAUAUGUUUGAUCCUGAAGGCCCAGAUAUCGCUUUGGUUGAUCAAGUGGAUUCCGUCAGUUGCAAUGGUGUGAUACAUUCUGUGGCGAACAACAAAAAGAAGGGAAGAGAGGACGAGUUUGAAAGUGAUAACAUUAAGGGAAAGGGUUCCAAAGUGGGACCCGGUGUGAAGAACUUUGCUCAGGACAUUCGAAAAUUAUUUCGAAAUAGUAAGACGCCGACACAACAACACCAAAAUCACCACCGGAAGCAAUCCGGUGUGAGAAACAGCCUGUUCAACAAAAUUGGCUCAUCAGGGCGCGCGGAAAAAUGUGAGCGCGAAGCUAUAUUUGAGGAAAAAGAUGUGACUCAAACGGUGCUUAACAUUGCCGCUGCUAACAAUGUACGGGCAAGGAUUAAUGAUUCCCUUCGUAAAUUAAAGUUAAAGCAGAGUGGUGAGCACGUUACUCGUAGAGAAGACCUCGAGCCUCCAGAAUCUUCUUCAUCGCUUCUAAAUUCUUUUCAAAUGGUUAAUCAGGUCCAAAAAGAUUAUGAUUCACUAUUUCUCUCACGCCUCGAGAAACAAAUAGAAUUGGAGGAGGAAUUAAGGCUUGCAAUAAGAAUGAUCAAAGACAAUAUCGAGAGUAUUGAUUCUGGUGGGAAAGCUGAACUUGAUAUCGACGAAAAUGAGAAAGGGUUUCAAACUGCGAUCGAAACAACUUCCAAUGCACUCAGUGCUACCAGAGAAGUCGUUACCUUUGCAGCUUUGAAAACCGACAUUGCAUUGUCGUCGAAGCAGAGAAUCGCAAGAGACCUUGAAAUUCUAAAACUUUUGGAGAAAAAGCAUGAAGUAGAGAAAAGAACGGAAGAGAGCAUUGAGCAAGCAUUGGAGAUUUUAAGAGCCCAAUUAAAAUCAAGGGACAGAUGUACACGAAAAUUGAAAUCGCCAAGGAGAAUGAGUGAAGAGGUUGAUGACGUUGACAAAAAAUUGCAACACAUGAUCUCUUGGCGAACUUCCAUGGAUGAGGGGCUGGAGGAUUUGGAAGCUAAAUUUGAUUCACUGGAAGAUUUAAUAGAUAACGGACAAUCGCCACUGGAAAUAGGAUAA
Messenger RNA from Acaulospora morrowiae, 1485 nucleotides. The record is from the annotation of a GenBank genome assembly. NCBI's taxonomy places the organism in Eukaryota, Fungi, Glomeromycota, Glomeromycetes, Diversisporales, Acaulosporaceae.